Messenger RNA from Vombatus ursinus (common wombat), 3546 nucleotides. It is a transcript of the gene IPO4, whose product is annotated as importin 4. Gene Ontology annotation, cellular component: nucleus; cytoplasm. Bases 58 to 3324 code for a protein of 1088 amino acids. Gene Ontology annotation, molecular function: nuclear import signal receptor activity; small GTPase binding. Gene Ontology annotation, biological process: protein import into nucleus. The record is from RefSeq and is a predicted model, not a curated record. The transcript has 30 exons. Lineage: Eukaryota; Metazoa; Chordata; Mammalia; Diprotodontia; Vombatidae.
CCCCUCCCUCUUCCUCCGGUGCCGGACCUGCUGCCGGCAGCCGCUACCUGUGCUGCCAUGGAGUCCGGGGAGCUGGACCGGAUCCUCCGGGAACUGCUUCUGCCGGACACUGAGCGAAUCCGCCGGGCCACGGAACAGCUCCAGGCCGCUCUCCGAAACCCCGGCGCGGUGCCCGCCUUGUGCGAGCUGCUGGCCCACGCGCCCGACCCGCAGAUCAGGCAGUUUUCAGCACUGUUAGUCAGGAGGCGAGUGAACACACGAUGGAGGCGGUUGGCAGUGGCAAAUCGGGAGAGUAUGAAAUCUCUGGUUCUGAGAGCCCUGCAGAACGAGACAGAGCAUAGUGUGAGCCUCAGCCUGGCCCAGUUGUCAGCAACCAUCCUGAGGAACGAAGGCCUGGAUGCCUGGCCUCAGUUAAUGCAGCUACUCCAGCACAGCACUCGAAGCUCCCACAUCCCUGAAAGGGAGAUGGGACUACUCCUCCUGAGUGUAGUGGUGACUUCAAGGCCUGAAGCAUUCCGACCACACCAUAGAGAUCUUCUUUGUCUACUGAAUGAGACUCUGGGGGAAUCAGCCUCCCCUGGUCUGCUCUACUACUCCCUGCGUACUUUGACUACCAUGAUACCCUACCUGGGCCCCAAUGCCUUGCCUCAUGCCAGGACUCUGGUGCCCAAGGUCAUUUUGGCUUUGCAGACAUUAAUCCAAGUAGAUGAGACAAAGGCCUGUGAGGCCCUGGAAGCUCUAGACGAGUUGCUAGAAUCUGAGUUACCAAUCACCACCCCAUACCUCUCUGAGGUUCUCACCUUCUGUCUGGAGGUGGCUAGAACCGUCACAUUGGGGGAUGCAGUACGAGUACGGGUUCUCUGCUGUGUCUCUUUCCUUGUCAAACUUAAGAGCAAGGCUCUACUGAAGCACCGACUCCUAAGCACGGUAUUGCUCACCCUCUUCCCCAUCAUGACUGCCGAGCCCCCUCCAGGACAACUGGAUCCUGAAGACCAAGAUACUGAAGAGGAAGAGCUGGAAGGAGGGCUGGAGGUGGAAACACCCAAGCAGUUUGCUGUGCAGGUGAUAGACGUACUGGCCCUCCAUCUGGCCCCAGAGAAGCUGUUUACACAGUUGAUGCCAUUGCUGGAUGAGGCCCUUCAUGGAGAAAACCUGUAUCAACGAAAGGCAGGACUUUUGGUGCUGGCUGUGUUGUCUGAUGGUGCUGGUGACUAUAUCAGACAGAGACUGCUGACCCCACUGCUUCAGAUUGUGUGCAAGGGCUUGGCUGAUCCUUCCCAGGUGGUGCGUAAUGCUGCACUGUUUGCCAUGGGCCAGUUCUCAGAGAACCUACAGCCUAAUAUCAGCAGCUACUCUGGUGAAGUGAUGCCCCUGCUUCUGGCAUACCUCCAGUCUGUGCCGCCUGGAAACACACGACACCUCUCCAAGGCCUGUUAUGCCCUGGAGAAUUUUGUGGAGAACUUGGGACAAGAGGUGGAGCCAUACCUCCAAGAGUUAAUGGAGCGGAUGCUACAGCCCCUUAGAGAACCUACCAGCCCCCGAGCCAAGGAGUUGGCUGUGAGCAUGAUGGGGGCCAUCGCCAGUGCAGCCCAAAGCUCCCUGAUACCUUACUUCCCCACCAUCAUGGAGCAUCUCCGGGAAUACCUGGUGACUGGGCGUGAGGACCUUCGACCUGUGCAAAUCCAGAGUCUUGAAACUCUGGGAGUUUUGGCUCGAGCAUUGGGGGAGCCCGUGAAACCCCUGGCUGAGGAGUGUUGCCACCUGGGACUUAGCCUCUGUGACCAAGUAGAUGAUCCUGAUCUGCGUCGAUGCACGUAUAGUCUGUUUGCAGCACUGUCAGGACUGAUGGGUGAGGGGUUGGCCCCCCAUCUACCGAAAAUCACCAUACUUAUGAUGUCAUCACUGCGCUCAACUGAGGGCAUCGUGCCCCUCUAUGACACAAGCUCUUCCUUCCUACUUUUUGAUGAGAGUGAGGGAGAAGAGGAAGAUGAGGAGGAGCUGAUGGAUGAAGAUACUGAGGAAGAGGAGGAGGACUCUGAUAUCUCAGGGUAUAAUGUAGAGAACGCAUUCUUUGAUGAGAAGGAAGAUGCCUGCACUGCUCUGGGAGAAAUCUCUGUAAAUGCCAGCGUGGCCUUCCUUCCGUACAUGGAAAGUGCCUUUGAGGAAGUGUUCAAACUGUUGGAGUGUCCCCAUAUAAAUGUCCGGAAGUCAGCUUAUGAAACCUUGGGCCAGUUUUGCUGUUCUCUGCACAAGGUUUCCCAGACUAUCCCCUCAGAGCAAAACAGUUUUGGUGAGAAGGGAGGCCCAGCACUACAGAUAGCCCUCGGCCGGGUGAUCCCAUCCUUCCUGCAGGUGGUGAAUAUGGAGCGUGAGCGACUGGUGGUCAUGUCUGUGUUGGAGGCCCUGAAUGGUGUGCUACGGAACUGUGGGUCUUUCGUGCUCCAGCCUCCCAGUCGAUUGGCCGACCUCUGCAAUGUCAUCAAGGCUGUUCUGCAGAAGAAGAUAGCUUGUCAGGACCCGGAAGAGGAAGAGGAAGAUGAGAUGGAGCAGGCAGAAUAUGAUGCCAUGCUGCUGGAACAUGCAGGGGAAGUUAUUCCAGCGUUGGCAAGUGCCUCAGGAGGAGAGACCUUCGCCCCCUUCUUUGCUGGUUUCUUACCUCUGCUGCUUCAAAAGGCAAAGCCAGGCUGCUCAGUGGCAGAGAAGUCAUUUGCAGUAGGAACUCUGGCAGAGGCUGUGCAGGGCCUGGGGGCCUCCUCAGCCCAGUUUGUAUCACGGCUGCUGCCGGUGCUGCUGAGUGCUGCCCGAGACUCAGAUGCCGAGGUGCGGAGCAAUGCUGUCUUUGGUCUGGGUGUGCUGAUGGAGCAUGGGGCCUGCCCUGCCCUCGAGCAUUUCCAUAAGAUUCUGGGGUUCCUGUCAUCUCUCAUUGCCCGGGAACAGCACGACCGUGUCCGUGACAACAUUUGUGGGGCCCUUGCACGCUUGCUGAUGGCCAACCACACAGGAAGGCCCCAGAAACAGGUGCUGACCAUGCUGUUCCAGGCAUUACCACUGAAAGAGGACCUGGAAGAAUGGGUCACUAUGGGGAGAUUUUUCAACUUCCUGUAUCAGAGCUUCCCUGAGCAGCUGAUUGAUGUGGCUCCUGAGAUCCUUAAAAUAUGCAGUCUUACCCUAAGUGCUAGCAAGAUCCCACACGACACCAAGGCUGCAUUGCUGCUGCUCCUGACUCAUUUGGCCCAGCAGCACACAGACAGAUUCCAGGCAGUACUGGGCUCCCUGCCCCCUGACAAGGCCCAGGAACUUCAGGCUGUGCUCAGUCCCACCUAGGGCCUAAAAAGUGACCUCUUGGGGCUGGGAUCAGAAAGGGAAACCUUCCCUUCCCAGGACUGCUUACUGCCUUGGCCCCAUCUGGGUGCCUGCCAAAGAUCCCCAUCCCCAGGACAAUUUAUGGCCUUAUGGGAGCCAUCCCUGGGGCUGGUUCUGUUACUGAAUUGGACUUUAUGGACAAGGGUUUGACUUCUGAUUUGAAUAAAGUCUGUUUAUUUUGGA